AUGUCAGCCACCCCACAGGACCCGCAGCGGGAGGUGCAGAAGAUCCUGAGGUUCCUGGGCAAGGAGGUGGCGGAAGGGACAGUGUCGAGGAUCCUCCACCACACCUCCUUCCAGGAGAUGAAGAAGAACCCUGCUGCCAACUACGAGACCAUGCCCACUGCCUUCAUGGACCACAGCCUCUCCCCCUUCCUCCGGAAAGGGAUCUCCGGGGACUGGAAGAACCACUUCACUGUGGCCCAGAAUGAGCGCUUCGACCGGCACUAUCGGGAACACAUGGAGGGCUCUGACCUCCACUUCCAGAUGGAGGUGUGAGGGGCUCAUCCCUCUUCUUGGGGGGUGCUCUGCUUCUCCCUGCUCUUCCACUGAGGAGGAUAGAUCUGGACAAAGCAUCCUUGUGCUGAUUCACUUUUCCCCCCUGUAAUAAAUUUGGA
Athene cunicularia (burrowing owl) is the source of this 431-nucleotide messenger RNA. Its product is annotated as sulfotransferase 1C3-like. Gene Ontology annotation, cellular component: cytoplasm. The record is from RefSeq and is a predicted model, not a curated record. NCBI's taxonomy places the organism in Eukaryota, Metazoa, Chordata, Aves, Strigiformes, Strigidae. Bases 1 to 312 code for a protein of 103 amino acids. Gene Ontology annotation, biological process: sulfation. The transcript has 2 exons. Gene Ontology annotation, molecular function: sulfotransferase activity.